AUGCCUCUUGAGGAUAUGAUUAAGUCUUUGGCUUCUAGUACAAUACAAUUUCAACAAGAGACAAAGACAUCAAUUAAGAAUUUGGAGACACAAAUGGGUCAAUUAGCCAAAAAGAUGGGUAAAUUGGAGGUUCAAGGAUCGGGAAAACUUCAUUCUCAAGCAAUCAACCCUAGAGAAAAUGCUAGUGCCAUGACACUAAGAAGUGGGAAAAUUUUGGAAGAGGCACCAAAGAAAAUGAAAGAUCAAGUUAAGAAGUCAACGCAAAAGAAGAACUUAGCAUGUGAAAAAGAUGAAGCUACGACUAUAACUGCGGGAUCUAAGGUAGGAUCUAAAAGUUCUAUUCCUGCUUAUGUUCCCUCCCUUCCAUUUCUUGGCAGGUUUGCAAAGUCCAAAAAGGAUGAACAUGAGAAAGAAAUCUUAGAGACUUUUCGCAAGGUUCAAGUGAACAUACCACUUUUGGAUGCAAUUUAUCAAGUCCCUCGUUAUGCAAAGUUCCUCAAGGAUUUGUGCACUAAAAAGCAUAGAUUGAAAGGUAAUGAAGUGGUAAGUGUAGGGGAAAAUGUCUCAGCGGUCUUGCAAAAAAAACUUCCACCAAAAUGUAAGGACCCUGAAAGUUUUACCAUCCCUUGCAUUAUUGGUAACACUAGGUUUGAAAAGGCAAUGCUAGAUUUAGGAGCAUCUAUUAAUGUCAUGUCAUAUUCUAUUUAUGCUUUCUUAAAUCUAGGAUCACUUAAAGAAACCAGUGUUAUUAUUCAACUUGGUGAUAGAUCUAAUGCAUUUCCAAAGGGUGUGUUGGCAGAUGUUUUGGUGCAGAUAGACGUGCAUGAUGGUACAUUGACAAUGGAGUUUGAUGGUGAGAUUAUUCGCUUCAACAUCUUUGAAGCAAUGAGGUAUCCUAGUGAUGUCCAUACUUGUUUUUCAAUUGAUAUAAUAGAUUCAUUAGUACAAAAAGUUUUUGAAUUAUCAAAUGAAGAUGCAUUGGAUACCACUUUGAUUAAAAGCAUCGAUGCUAACAAUCUCAUCGGGUUGAGCAAGAAUUUACAAGUGUGCAAGGAUGUUGUAGAAACCAUGGCAUCACUUGAGUCACUACCAAGUAUUCCACCAAGAUAUGAUCUCUCCUAUAUUACUAUUCCGAUAUCUAAAGAGAAACUUUUACCUUUGGUGAUGCAGGCCCCCACUUUGGAACUCAAACCUCUUUCCAAGCAUUUGAAGUAUGUAUAUUUGGGAGAGGGGGAAACACUACCGGUGAUCAUUGUAAAGAAUCUCACAACACUUCAAGAAGAUAGGCUUAUCCAUGUGCUCAAGGAACACAAAAUAGCUAUUGGUUAG
Olea europaea var. sylvestris is the source of this 1329-nucleotide messenger RNA. RefSeq lists its product as uncharacterized. The record is from RefSeq and is a predicted model, not a curated record. The transcript has 2 exons. Lineage: Eukaryota; Viridiplantae; Streptophyta; Magnoliopsida; Lamiales; Oleaceae. The coding region runs from base 1 to 1329 and encodes 442 amino acids.